AUGGCUCGACUGGUCUCACUGUCAGGGUUGGAGUUAGAAGGGGCAAGAAUUGCUCUCUUGUCGCAGUUCUCUUAUUCGCAGCUUUCAUCUGCUGCAACAAAGUCCGUAUUACUAGGAUUUGACCUUCGACUGGGAAUUUAUCUUUCCUACGCCCACGCGAAAGGAAAGGGCUCUCCGAAGAGAGGAAGAAGAAUGAAUUCCUCUGCGGUCGUGAAAGGAAAGGAGAAAAACGAAGAGAUGCGCCUUAUCCGGGAUAAGAGUCAGGGGCGUAGCGAGCAGCAAAUCCUUAUUAGGAGAUUCGAUAUUGGGCUUCUUACGGAUGUGGAGUCAGAGGCUAAGACAGCCCUUCUUCCCUUCUUGAUUCAUCCCUUGCCGCAACUUCAGGCUAUCACUCUCUUCCGGGCAUUAGCAAGCAAUCCAGACAUCAGGAGCAUUGAUAUCUGCCGAGCCGGUAAGAAAGCUGUCUGGUCCCGAAAUCCGGUAACAGAAGGAUUCCGCUAG
This is a messenger RNA of Sphenostylis stenocarpa, 501 nucleotides long. The record is from the annotation of a GenBank genome assembly. NCBI's taxonomy places the organism in Eukaryota, Viridiplantae, Streptophyta, Magnoliopsida, Fabales, Fabaceae.